This is a messenger RNA of Strongyloides ratti, 2025 nucleotides long. Its product is annotated as PAS domain-containing protein. The record is from RefSeq and is a predicted model, not a curated record. Gene Ontology annotation, biological process: cellular response to hypoxia; regulation of transcription by RNA polymerase II. Gene Ontology annotation, molecular function: DNA-binding transcription factor activity, RNA polymerase II-specific; RNA polymerase II transcription regulatory region sequence-specific DNA binding. The coding region runs from base 1 to 2025 and encodes 674 amino acids. Lineage: Eukaryota; Metazoa; Nematoda; Chromadorea; Rhabditida; Strongyloididae. The transcript has 4 exons.
AUGUCUCUCAUCCCUAAUCAAACAUCUAUAUUUAAUUUACUAGAAAAAGAAAAUGGAAAAGUUAUCAAAAAUACAAUUGAAAAAAGGAGAGAAUCUUCUAAAUGUGCUGCUAGAGAGAGGCGUGGGAAGGAAACAUGUAUCUUUGAUGAGUUAAAAUAUGAAGUUCCAGUAGUUAAUGAAGCAACAGUAACACAUGUUGAUAGAAUUGCAUUAUUACGUGUUGCAGCAACAUUAUGUCGUUUAAGAAAAAAUGGAUCAAGUCUUUUUUUAACAUCAGAUAAUAAAAAUGUUUGUAAAAAUAAAUAUGAUAGUAGUUUGUAUAACGAAACAUCACUUUAUGAAAUAUUAGAUGGUUUUAUUCUUGUAAUUGAUAGUGAUGAUACAAUUUUAUAUUCAACAGAAUCAAUUUCAAUGUAUCUUGGAUUAACACAAACUGAUGUUGUGGGGCAUACAUUAAAAGAAUAUUGUCAUAGUGUUGAUCAUUCAAGAUUAGUUAAUAAUAUACAAUCAUUACGUUAUGAUGGAACAUGUAAAACAUCAGUAUGUCUUAGAAUGAAAACAGUUGUCUCUCCAAGAGGAAGAAAUUUAAAUUUAAAAUCAGCAAUUAUGAAAUCAACACAAUGUACAAUAAAAUGUUUACGUUUAUCAUCAGGAUGGUUAUCAUUAUUGUAUAUAUCAACAGAACCAGUUGGAAAUGGUAGUAUUACACAAAAUGUUACUGUUUUAGCUAAAAUAACACAUGAUGAAGGCAAUGGAACUUUUGUUACAAGACAUACAUGUGAUAUGAGAUUUAGUUUUGUAGGAGAAAAUUUUAAUUCAUUAUUAAAAAAAGAUAGUAGAAGUAUGGUUGGAACAUCAUUUUAUGAUUUAAUUCAUCCAGCAGAUGUAUUAGAAGUUGGAACAUCUAUAAAAAAUUUAUUUGAAACAGGGCAUGUACAAACAAUAUAUUAUAGAUUAAUUGCACCUGAAGAUUCACUUGUAUAUUGGAUGGUAACAAUAUGUAAUACUGUAAAACAUACUUCUAAAGGGCAAAAAGGACAAUAUGUUAUAUGUAUGCAUUAUUAUUUAGGAUCUCAAAAAGAAGAUGAAUCUUAUAUGGCUGUAAGAAGUAGUGAAGUCUCACACCAAAAAACUAACAUUCCUAGUAAAACUAACCAACUUAUUUAUGAUGUUCAUGAUGGUAAUAAUGAUGAUGAUACUCAUAAUACAGAGGCUAAUGAGGAGAAUUUUAUUGGGUUAGCACCAAAAUUUGUAGAGUGUAGUGAUUUUAUAUUACAAUCACCAUGUCUACCAUUAUUUCUUGAAGAAGAUUCCAUUCCUAAUGAUUUUCAUGAUUUAUUUAAUAAUUUAUUGAUUCCACGCAUAUUUUUCCUUUUUUAUUUUAUUAUAUAUUUUAAUAAUAAUAAUAAUAUAUUUUUAGAAUCAUCAAUCAAAAGAAAAUCAAGUUAUAAAGCCUUACUCGCCUAUCUCAUCAAUGAUGAAGAUGAAGCCAACAAAUAUGAAGAUAGUUCCAUUAGAACCACUACCAGAAGACCAUUUUUUACAACCUCUUCAAUUUCUUCACCAAACACAUGUUUAUCCUCUCAAAAAUGCGAAGGAGCCUCCCCAGAUAGUGUCGAUUCAGGAUUCUCAGGAGAUUCAAAUGAACAAAUUAAACAAGAAUCAACUAAUUCAAGAACAUUUACAACAUCAAGAGGUAACAAUUUCGUCUUUUUAUCCGAUUUUUAUGAACAAUAUCAAGAUACCAUGUCCGAUGAUGUCACCGGAACAACUGGAAUCUUCAACAAUACCUCUUUGUACACCAAUGUGUCUACUCCCACUACUCCCGUUACCAAUAUUGAUAGGAUAAAUGAAAGAGAACAAAAUAUGGAGUAUGAUGAAGAUGUCUUUUAUUAUUCAGCUUCAAAUACAUUAAGUGAUUGGGAUCCAAAAGGAAGAGCGCCAUUUGUUUCAGUUGAACAGAUAACACAAUUAGAAUCUGAUGAUAGUUUGUUAGAAUUUUUUUUACCCACUGAAUUUAGUUAG